UUUUCUUUAGGAGUAUCUUUCUUUUUCCUUUGAUUUUACCCUUUGUAUUUAACAUCCCAUCUUGCUUCUCAAUUCCUUUUUUCGUGUUCGUCAACGUAUCCAACAAGCCUCAAUUCUCAAUCUUCUCUAUUACCCCAUAAUUUUUUUUAUCUUUUUUUUUUGGGGGAACAUUAAUCUGAUUCCUAGAGGAUUUCAUUCUCAUGGCCACCACGGGAAACAAGAACAUCAAUGCUAAAUUAGUUCUACUUGGGGAUGUUGGAGCUGGGAAGUCUAGCCUUGUGUUGCGCUUUGUUAAAGGGCAAUUUGUUGAAUUUCAGGAAUCAACAAUAGGUGCAUCUUUCUUUUCCCAGACGUUGGCUGUGAAUGAUGCGAAUGUAAAGUUUGAGAUUUGGGAUACAGCUGGUCAAGAGAGGUACCAUAGCUUAGCACCGAUGUACUACCGAGGAGCUGCAGCCGCGAUCAUUGUGUAUGAUACGACAAAUCAAGCAUCGUUUGAGAGAGCCAAAAAAUGGGUCCAAGAACUUCAAGCCCAAGGCAAUCCUAACAUGGUAACGGCACUUGCUGGGAACAAAGCUGAUUUACUAGAUGCAAGGAAGGUGGAACCAGAGGAGGCACAAACUUAUGCUCAGGAGAAUGGUCUCUUCUUCAUGGAAACCUCUGCAAAGACCGCAUCCAAUGUCAAUGAAAUUUUCUAUGAAAUAGCUAAAAGAUUACCCCGAGUGCAGCCAGCGCAGAAUCCUGCUGGAAUGGUUCUCAUGGAUAGGCCUGCAGAACGGGCCGGAAGUGGAUCUUGUUGCUCAUAGGCGAUGGUUUUCGAUCCCCUCUUGUAUCUUCUAAAUAGCUCCUAUAAUGCUCUCUGGCUUUGCAAUGAGGUUUUAUCUUUCCUUUACUCUGUACUAUUCAUUCCGAGCUGUACAUGCAUGUUGUCUAGAGGCAUUGAUGUCAACCCGUUUAUUAAGUUGGAGAUUGGUUUUCAUGUAAUCAAAAGUGUGGUAAUGCUAUGUUUCACAUCCAUAAGUACAAUCUGCAUGUUCAAAUAAAUAUAUGCCCUUGUUUGUUUUGACUU
Hibiscus syriacus is the source of this 1066-nucleotide messenger RNA. RefSeq names its product ras-related protein RABF2b-like. The record is from RefSeq and is a predicted model, not a curated record. The coding region runs from base 201 to 803 and encodes 200 amino acids. Gene Ontology annotation, molecular function: GTP binding; GTPase activity. NCBI's taxonomy places the organism in Eukaryota, Viridiplantae, Streptophyta, Magnoliopsida, Malvales, Malvaceae. The transcript is spliced from 7 exons.